UGAGUGUUUUUUUUACCCGUGCAUUGAAUCGCAGACAUGUUUUUUCCAUUGUUCACGACGUUAUACAGCUUUUGAGCGGUCGGGUGUCGGAGUCGAACCGCACGAGCUGACGAAGCUUAGCUUCAGGGCAUGGUCCUGAGAGAGGACGGUGAGGGAUCGACGAGCAAAUUGCUUGUGCUUGCAUCACUAUUUCUAUUUUUGUAGUUUUAUGUCGUUGAGGACGAGGUAUAAACGAUCUUGAUGAAGCAGAUAGCAACGACACCGUGGAUUUUAGUAUCCGCUUCUACUCGACUGCCCCGAUCAUACAACCGACCCAGGUCCUCAUACAUAGACAUACUGUUCUGAAAAAUAUUAACCGGUUUUUCUGCUAUCAAACCGCGCCCUAAUGGUUCUCGACAGAGACUCUGAGUAUCGUGGUGGUCGCUCCUUUUCACAUCAGCAUGGCAUCGACACCCCCCCCCUCCCUGAUGGCUUGUUGUCGUACACAUAGAUUGAUAAAGACAUAGUGUUCGCAUUUUUAGUGAUGGCCGCAAUAUUGGUCCACCCCCUUCUACUCGUUCUCGUCCUGCUAGUCGGUGCAGCUGAUAAUGUACUCAGUUGUCAGUUGCUAAAGAUAAACGAUAUCAUCAGAUGAAUUGAAAAUCAAUCGCGGCCAGCGCGCACCACAUGCGGCAGUAAGUAGUCGUCAACAACUAUGGUCCGUGUCCUCCGUCUUUCCUCGCUCGAGGAGCAGCAAGAAGACGUGAUCCUGUUUUCGACGCCUCAGCAACAGGUAGCCUCUGCCGCUUCGCGUCAGGCGGCAAAGGACAAUGCACCGACCAUACGGAAUCUGGCGAGAAAGUUACUGCAGAAAUGGAAGGAGGAUAGCACGGGAGCCGCAGUGACCGCUUCAGCCGAUGAACAGGUGCAACGCGAUAAAAACAACAUCAAUAUUAUGGAAGCGUCAGGUUUGAAAUCGUCAAAGUUGAAAUAAUUUGCAAUGCAUAAAAUGCAUGACCCGAGGCACGUGCGUUGCAGAGCAGGCAAGUGAGGCCGAUUGUGAGCCUGUUUGGGGUUUUUACAGCUCGAGCUUCUUAAUUAGCAUGAGAAAAUCGCUCUUCUUUGCCUAAACAGCAUGACAAAGUGGAUUUAAGGACCGCCAAAAUUUGUCUUGCGCCACUUGGAAACUGGGUCCCAACUGGCAUCCAUUUUAUGCAUGACAAAUUAUUUCAACUUUGUCGAUUUCAACUCUGACACAUCCAUAAAUAUCAAAUUCAACGGAAACAUCGACCCGGAGCGAUUGCUGUUUUGUGUCGACGGGAAGCAGUAUGACGCUUUUUCGGAACACAACUUGGUGACCGACGGAAGUCAUACCUUGAAAGAGUUGGACAGUGUGAACAGCAAAGUCGUCGUGGUAGUGUUGAUCCGGUAUAAGUUAGAUUUGCAGGUCCUGCGGUUCGAAAAAACGAAGUUCCCCGUCUGGCUCACCACAGGAAAGACGAUAACCGGGGAAGAGAUUUUGCAGAAGCACUACCUACCCAGGCUGAAGGUGUUAUCCAGGCUGUUGCACAGUAUCACCUACCCGCAUUUAGUGGUCGGGACGAAAGAUGUCUGGGCUGGGGUCUGUCGUGCGCCGGAAGCACUUGCGGGAGCAGGUCCGGAAGAGGUGGACGUCGACGGCGACGCAUUAGAGGAUAAGGAUGAAGCUCACGGGCCAAGAGAAGGACCACAAGAAGAGAACCCAGACUUUCGAACAGAUCAGCAGUUGCGUUAUCGGGGCCGCACUACAAAAACGAGUGAUCACCUUGAUGUUGGGAAAACGACCGCCGGUAUAGGCAGAAAUGUGAAGAGCCCCACCUCCGUGGUGUCCACUGCUUCAUCGCCUUUGCCACAAAUGCAAUCCUCGUCGUCAUCUUCCAGAGGAGCUACGAGUUCUGGUUCGGGCACUGCUGCGGUUCUUCAAAACCAAGCGAGGACCGCCUCCACCCAGCAAAGGGCGCUCAUUGGGAAGAAAGACUUUUACAGACCAAUUCACCACGACGUGCUGACGAUCAUUCCGAGAUACCAACUCCUCUGGCAAGCCUUCUACUACACGAUUCACAUCGUUUGGUUCUUCCACAACCUCGUCACCUCCGCCUGGAUCACGACUUUCCGCACGAGCCGGGGGAGGGGAAUCGGGUACUACGAGGACCACUUGCUAGACGUGAAUCCCGAUGGAACAGUGUCCGCGCGAGGGUCGAAUUCUUCUGCGGAUCGUGAUGCUGGUAGUGGUGGUGGGGGGUCUUCUACCCAGCAACAAAAUGCCCGAAGGGCGAGAAAUUACUACCACAUUGACGUAGGUCAAGACUUUCAGCACCACAGACAUGCCCCGGGACAAAACCCAAGAGGAGAGGAUUUGACGCUCAUAGUGAGACAAGCGCUCUUCGGCUUGUAGGUUUUUGGAUCAUGAUCGUGGAUAUUUCAUCCCGCUAAAGCGCAAACGCA
Amoebophrya sp. A120 is the source of this 2463-nucleotide messenger RNA. NCBI's taxonomy places the organism in Eukaryota, Dinophyceae, Syndiniales, Amoebophryaceae. The record is from the annotation of a GenBank genome assembly.